Messenger RNA from Pangasianodon hypophthalmus (striped catfish), 1338 nucleotides. RefSeq names its product ankyrin repeat domain 22 (gene ankrd22). The transcript has 6 exons. Gene Ontology annotation, molecular function: protein binding. The record is from RefSeq and is a predicted model, not a curated record. Bases 283 to 858 code for a protein of 191 amino acids. NCBI's taxonomy places the organism in Eukaryota, Metazoa, Chordata, Actinopteri, Siluriformes, Pangasiidae.
UGUGGGUGUGUGGGUGUGUGUGUGUGUGACAUCCUUCAUGUGCCUGACGACAUAUUGUGGUUUCAUUUUCCAGGAUUGCAACAGAAGUAACUGAGCGCUCAGAAGUUUCAGAGUAUCCAUUAACUUUAAAAAAAAAAAAAGAAAGAAAGCAGCAUUACUACUUUGUCACAGCCUCCAAAGCGGACAUCCAGGAAGCACCUUCAUUCAUCCAGAGGAGCAUUCCCACACAGCACACGUGACUGAGCCUGAGCCUGACACUGACACAGCCACAGACACAGCGCUAUGGGGAUCCUGUAUUCAGAGCCCAUUUGCCAAGCAGCUUACAAUGGUGAACUCCACCAGGUGUACCAACAGCUCAAGGCUGAUGCCAAGAAUUUAAACGUUCAAGAUGAAUUAUUUGGAGACACACCACUCAUAGCUGCCUGUAAGGGUGGAAACGUCAGCAUCGUCAAAUACCUUUUAGAUCAAAAAGCUGAUAUAUCCAUAAGAAACAAGAAACAAAGGACUUGCCUGCACUAUGUUGCAAAAAGGACAUUUUCCUUCUUGGAUUACCUCAUGAUUAUUAUUCUCAUGCCCAUCCUGUUGAUUGGGUUUCUUAUAUUGAACAAGAAACAGAAACAGCAUGUGGAGAUGCUGGAAAUGGUGUUAAACAGUAAAGCAGACGUUAAUGCUGUGGACUAUAAAGGCAACACUGCACUUCACUAUGCUUGCCAGUGUAAAAGUCACCAACUUGUCCCACUGUUAGUGGAGGCGAAUGCAGAUAUUUUGAUACAAAACAAGGAUGGUGAAACACCACUGGAUAUUGCAAUCAGACUAAAAUUCAAGACAAUUGUAGCAAUGCUGGAAAAAUCAAAAUGACAGCAUUGCCUAUUUGGGUGCAAAAGGAUCGUUUUGAUACUGUGUACAGCUGUGAUAUGAAAUGGUCUACAAUGAAAAGCUGUACUUAGGUCAAUAAACCAGCAUUCACAAGAACUCUUAACAUUAAAACAUGACUGCACAUGCUAAUUAUCAUUUUCUCAUUUGAACACUUAAGGGACACAGACGUACAUUUUCUGUUUAGAUUUUGGGGGAAAUAGUAAAAUUUUAUACUACUACUUAACAGUAUUAGGUAUAGAAUGUUACACAGGGUCAUAAGGAAAAGACUGAAUGUAUUCUUCAGGUUUAAAAUGUUUAGUGUUACUGAUGUUUUGUGUUUAAUGUGUCAGAGUUGACAAUAUUUUUUUCACUAUGGUGGCAAUUCAUGUGAAAUGUUCUAAAAAUGGUUAAACCCCAUUUUUGUACAUGUGCCAUGUAUUUCAAAUUGGAUUCUAAAUAUAUGUGUAAUAAACAUUAAAAGCU